AUGUCGAUGCCUUGCCAAACAAUGCCAUACAGAGACGAACAUGUCGUCACAUUGUGCCCGACAUUGGAACCUUUGUUGAAGGCCAAAGAACACAUUUAUGAAAAUACAACACAGGAAGACUCGAAACGAAAGCCACCGUUAUACCCCACGCCAUAUUGUGCAAGAGACAACAGGCCCCAGGAGCAUUCAGACGACACAGAUGGGAAAAAGGAGUACGUGUAUGCGGUUGUUGACAAAACCAGGGCCAAGAAAACUAAAGAUGAGGUAAUUGUAGAGAUAGUUAUGUUUCGUAGUUACGUGCAAUUGUAUUCCCAUGGAAUUUGACCUUAGGAAAAUUUAUCAAGAAGUAUUCAAUCCAUCUAUUCACAGAUAUCUAGGAAUAGUUAUUCAUGUGGCUAGAAAGACUUUGUGCACUCGGGGACAUUCUCCGGAUCUUGUUUACUGUGGGUAAUGUCGACUGAGAUAUCGGUCGACAUAGCGGUCGAUAUAGCGGUCGACAGUCGGUCGAUAUAGCGGUCGACAGUCGGUCGAUAGUCGGUCGACAGUCGGUCGAUAGUUGGUCGAUAGUCGGUCGAUAGUCGGUCGAUGGUCGGUCGAUAGUGGGUCGAUAGUCGGUCGAUAGUGAGAUAGACUAUCGGCCGAGUAUCGGUCGAUAUUCCGUCGACGCACCUCGACUUACUAUCGGUCAUAUGUCGGUGAUAUAUCGGUCAACUGUCGGUGAUAUAUCGGUCAACUGUCGGUGGUAUAUCAGUCAACUGUCGGUGGUAUAUCGGUGAACUGUCGGUGGUAUAUCGGUCAACUGUCGGUGGUAUAUCGGUCAACUGUCGUUCGAAUAUUAGUCGUGUGUUAAUUUAUCAGGUGAGUCCAAUGGCUUUUUUUUUUAAGCAAAGACGUCAUUAAUUACUGUUAUCAUGCGAUGGGGAACAUGUGGCAAAGCAAGGCGCGAUUACGCUAUGAAGAGAACCUAAGAGCACUGGGAACUAAGGACAUGAUAACCUUUUUUUUCCAGUUUGUAUCAUCACCGAUCGUCUGAGUUUUAGCUGUUAAACAGAACCUGUCUCAGCCUAAGUUGAAUCUGCUGCUCCUGUGGUCCCGCAAAAAUGUAGGAAAAUGUAGGAAAUGCUAAGUGUCGACCGACCAUCGACCGAGUGUCGACCAAUUACUGACCGACACAUCGGUCAAGUAUCGACCAACUAUCGACCAAGUAUCGGCAAAGUGUCGGCGAAAUGUCGGCGAAAUGUCGGCGAAGUGUCGGUGAACGAAAAGCUAUAUCGGCCGAGACACAUCUGGAACGACUAUCGGCCGUGUCUCGACCGAGUGUCGACCCACUAUCGACCGACUAUCGACCGCUAUAUCGACCGACUGUCGACCGAGUGUCGACCGACUAUCGACCGAGUGUCGACCAAGUAUCGACCGAGUGUCGACCGAGUGUCGACCGACUAUCGACCGAGUGUCGACCGCUAUAUCGACCGAUAUCUCUCGGUCGACAUUACCCACAGUAAACAAGAUCCAGCAUGUCUUAGCCAUGUUGUUAUUAAUCUAGGAAUUAUUUUCAAUGAAUAAUAAAACAAUUGUUGAAUUCGGCUUUCGUAUCAUAUGAAGAAUUAUGGAGAUCUGGGAGGGUGUUAUCCGUCGAGGCCGUAACACCCUCCUCGAUCUCCAUAAUUCUUAAUAAGAUACUCAGCCUCAAUUCAUUAAUUGUUAAUUUAUGACCAAGUGAAGUGCUCACUUCACGGCGACAACAAAUUAUUUUUUUCGUCUUUCUUAAAAUGGAAUAUUUAAAACCCAUAGCGUGUUAAGGCCGCCUACACGUGCUAGUGCUCUUUAAUUAAUUAAUUUUUCAAAGCGAAGCCUGCGGUGCAUAACUAUUCAGAUGAAAACGAAAUGAAAAUUUAUUUUAAAGUGAAAAGUUCGGUGUACCGUAUUUAUUCGAUUGAACACCGCCCUCGAUCAAACGUCGCGGAUCAUGGAAACAAAAUUACCAAUAAACGUCUCCCUCGAAUAAACGCUCUAUUGGGCGUAAUCAACUGAUAAAUGAAAGUCAAUUUGACAAGGUAAACGUUAUCCUCUUAUACGUUACCCUACAUACAACCUGUCCGGCAAUAGAGAGGAGAAGUGUGACGUCACGUUACCACGGUAGCACUAUUUCUGGGUGACAAAAAAACCAACGACGACGGCGACGGCAAGGAGAACGGCAAAAACUAAUAUGUUUACAUCAACAAACAACAACUUUCCACGUGAAUCACGCUAUUUUGUACAUUUCCUUGCCGUCGUUGCACCACUACGACGUGAAACUUCCUAAUUCCGUGAGCCCGCUUUAUGGAGUAGGUAAACACAACCACAAAAACUGUCGCUUUCUUUUUCUAAACAUAGAUAACGACAGAUGCGGUCCCAAAGAAAAUUCCGCCAACAUUUGCCAAAUUAAAUGAAAUUGAACAAGAUCGGUGAAGUUUGAAAUAGUGCGAAUAGACUUUAAAGUGACUUUAUCGGUUUGUUGUCAUCCAAAAAUUUUGCUACCAUGGCAACGUGACGUAACGACUUCUCCUCUCUAUUUGUGCAAAUUAGCGAGAAAGUUGCAUGAAACGUUCCCGAGGGUAAUAACUCCACCCAUGUAAAGGAAUACGGGAACAUUUUGCCUGUGGAAUCCGUAAUCCUGGGCUAACAAAGAAUGAAAUCUGGAAUCCAUGGCGUAGAAUCCAGAGUCCAAGACUGCCUUGAAUUCCCUCACAUGGGGUGAAAAAAAACCCGAAAUGAACUUUUUUUUUUAAGCAUUCGUCUUAUAUUAGAGUUGCGAGAAGUGCAACUUGGUUCGACGUUGUGCGCCGAAAGACAGCCAACGAAAACGUUGCGACACAUGGCGAUUUCAGGUGAUGUUCCUAGGAAAUUGUGUUGCAAUGAAACUGCGAGACAAGUUGAGAGAGCAAUAGCCUUCUGUAGCGGGAACCUAAUUAACCUGUUUUCUUUCCAUCACAGACUUGUGGUCUCGUGUAUACAGAACUUGAAUUGAAGCCUACACAAGAUGAAGACGAAACUGAAGUAAACGCCAAGGGGUGUGUCACCAUUUACUCUAGUAUACAGGAGCAACAGUAAAGACGGCACUAAGUGACAUCCUCUGAAGACAGGAGAUCCCAUUAGAAAUUGCACGCUCAGUAAUAACUAAUUUGAAAUAUUAUUUGCUGAUAUUCGCCUAUAAAAAGUAACCAUGUUUAUAGUUUCCUAAAGCUGUAGGUCAAUAGACCUCACUAGCUUAUAUGUUUUGUUUUCCCAAUACAAGUCACGUGAUAAUACUCUACGG
Porites lobata is the source of this 3295-nucleotide messenger RNA. The record is from the annotation of a GenBank genome assembly. Lineage: Eukaryota; Metazoa; Cnidaria; Anthozoa; Scleractinia; Poritidae.